Molecule: messenger RNA, 1673 nt
Organism: Formica exsecta
Lineage: Eukaryota; Metazoa; Arthropoda; Insecta; Hymenoptera; Formicidae
Exons: 7
Coding region: 58-951 (297 amino acids)
Source: RefSeq, a predicted model, not a curated record
UUUUAAUUUAUGAAUAUAAACAAGUGGGUAUAUCUUUAAUUUAUAUCAGAUAUAACAAUGGAGGAAACGGCCGCAUUAAUCAAAUCAUGUAUAAUUUCGAAGAAAGGAGGUGUACCAAUUGGUGAUCUAAACGAUGAGUUUCAAAAUCUGGUCGGAGAAUUCAUUCCUUUCCGUAGAUUGGGAUUUUCAAGUCUCUGUGCACUUUUACGAACCAUAGAUGGUUUGGAGACAUCUUGGAACGAAUUUGGCGAACAAGUGUUAAAGAUAAAUGAUUCUAAGAUUGCUCAUAUCGAUAGACUCAUACGCUAUCAAAAGGUCGACUAUUCGAAAACAAGAAACAAAUACUAUAAACAAUUUGCACAAUACAAGACCAAUUCUGAAUAUAAUGAUGAGCGUAGGCAAAGAAACAGAACAGUGCACAAUACCAAUCGUACCAAUAGACGAAUUCAAGAUUUCGGUUAUCGUCGUGAUCCGUACCUGUUAAAAAACAACAGCUUUCAUGAAAGUAAUAGCUUCUUGUACGAAGAAGAGAAUCAUCGUCCGGUGGUAAUAGAAAUGAAUGAAACGAAACAAACUACUAGCAUACAUGAACCUAUUGCAAGCGGCCAGCAAUUACUUGGCGAUGAUUUUUUCCUGCAACUCGCAAUACGAAAUCUUCAUCUUCCCAUCUGGAGAUACAAAGAUAAUUUAGCCUUACACUGUGGUUUGUGCAUCUCUGGCCAAACCAUAAGCGAUUGUACUCGGGCUUUGAGGAAUAUUAACACCAUCUCCAAUCGUGUCGUGAUCUUGCUUGGUUCAGUCGAUGUCUACAACGUAACACGCAGAGUAUCUGGAACUAAACAUUCUUAUGUGCUAUGGAAUGAUAAAGGACGUAAGCAAGCGAUGAACCUCAUCUGCAAAAAAGAAGACACAGAACGCUCCAGAAGUCCCAACUCAUUGCGGAUGCAAUGAGAGUUAAUAGGGAUCUUCCACUAUACGGAUCGCAUAUAACAAAAAAAGCAGGACGAUAUAUCGCGGAAGACCUUAUUCGUCUUUCAUGACGACAGCUGUUUCGAGGAUCCUCUCCGAGGUGUAUCCUUCUGCUUUCUUCGUAGAUGCGCGUUCAUAACUAAAUCCAAUUUGUGUUUAUUAAUAGUGUAUUGUACAUAGAACAUACAAUGAAAAUUUGCAAUAUCGACACACACGUACACAGAGGAUAAAUCGCUUUAUCGUGCUUAGUUGAACGACUAUUGUGUAAGAUACUAAUUAAAAAAAAAGGAAGCAGGCUUUACUUUACUUCAAAAAUUAGUGUAAAGCAGCAAGGCAAAGCAGUUCAGGCUCUAUACAAGUUUUUCAGGAAUAUAUAAUUUGAAAAGUUUUAUCUUUCAAUGUAUGUUGAUCUUAUCGGUCAUUAUAUAAUUUUGUUUGUUCACGUCUCAAAAAAGCAAACGCGGAUACAAAUCUCUUAUUGUUUAAUUAUUAAAGGAUUAAAUUAUUUUGAAUUGUAAACGCCCGCUUCACGGUAUUCGGAAGGUUUAAAUAGGAGACACAUAACAAGCUCGUAUUUAAGUAUAUCAGAAAAGUAUAGUGCAUUUUUUAAUUAAAUGCGGGUAAUUUAAAAAUGACACGCAUACCUUUUUGAAAAUUGUACGGGCGAACUUUAACAACUUUCCAUGCUGUGCCAAAAAUUAAUU